AUGGGACGUGUCUUAAGGGGCGAGAAGAAAGGAGCUGGGCCCACUCGUGGCAGCACAGGAGACGCCUGGGUCUCGGGCGCCUUCUGCACGCCCAUCCAUGGCUACACCGCGCGGGGCCCGGGCGCGGGAGGACCGAAGAGGGGGGCAGAUCUAAGCCAAUUUUGAUUUCGCCUAUAAUGAGUGCCGGGCUAAGGCUGGAGAAGGCCGCUGGAACUUUAAAUAAGAAAAACGUUGCUAAUGCUAUAAUAGAAGGGGGAAGUCGGAGGGCUGGGAUUGCGUCGCUCUGAGCCCCCCUUUUCGGAGGCGGCUUUUCUUAUUCAAAACAGGCCCACAAUGGGCUUCACAGUGCGCCUCGCCACGGCCCCAUCUGACGAGCGGCCAUUCAUCAGGCCCGCUGGCCUAUCAAUGACAUUGCUCCCAUCGGGGCUCCUAUAAAAUGAUGUUUUUUCCCAUGAAACAUCCGCAAACAUUUUGACGGGUUUGGCUUUGCCCGACUGGAUUACUGAGUGUCCCCUCGCUCGCUCGCUCGCUCACAAGCUCUCUCCCUCUGCUCUAGCUCGCUUCCUUCUCUUGCUUCUUUGCCUCUUUUCUUUCGUCAGCUUCUUUCUUUCCCCUCUUUAUUCUUUUGCCCUCUCACCCAUCCUCUCCCUCACUCUCUUUCUCCUCUCACUACCCCUUCCUUCCUUCCCUCCUUUCCCUCCCUUCCUCCCUGGGCAUCUCUAGCACAGGGGAUCCCCAAAUAUCAGGACUUUUGGGGGGCGUCUGUGCUGUCCAUGGGAAGAGCAUGCAUUGUGGGUUACUGGAGGAACCCGACAUGGAUUCCACAGAGAGCUGGAUUGAAAGAUGUCUCAACGAAAGUGAGAACAAACGCUAUUCCAGCCACACAUCUCUGGGGAAUGUGUCUAAUGAUGAAAAUGAGGAAAAAGAAAAUAACAGAGCCUCCAAACCCCACUCCACUCCAGCCACUCUGCAAUGGCUGGAGGAAAACUACGAGAUUGCAGAAGGCGUCUGCAUCCCUCGCAGUGCUCUCUACAUGCACUACCUGGAUUUCUGUGAGAAGAAUGACACCCAGCCUGUCAAUGCCGCCAGCUUCGGGAAGAUCAUAAGACAGCAGUUUCCUCAGCUAACCACCAGAAGGCUCGGGACCCGAGGACAGUCAAAGUACCAUUACUAUGGCAUAGCAGUGAAGGAAAGCUCCCAGUAUUAUGAUGUGAUGUAUUCAAAGAAAGGAGCUGCCUGGGUGAGCGAGACGGGCAAGAGAGAAGUGACCAAACAGACGGUGGCGUAUUCUCCCCGGUCCAAGCUAGGCACGCUGCUGCCAGACUUCCCAAACGUCAAAGACCUAAAUCUGCCAGCCAGUCUUCCUGAGGAGAAGGUGUCUACCUUUAUUAUGAUGUACAGAACACACUGCCAGAGAAUCCUGGACACUGUAAUACGAGCCAACUUUGACGAGGUUCAAAGUUUCCUUCUGCACUUUUGGCAAGGAAUGCCGCCCCACAUGCUGCCCGUGCUAGGCUCUUCCACGGUGGUGAACAUCGUGGGCGUGUGCGACUCCAUCCUCUACAAGGCCAUCUCCGGGGUGCUGAUGCCCACCGUGCUGCAGGCAUUGCCUGACAGCUUAACUCAGGUGAUCCGAAAGUUUGCCAAGCAGCUGGAUGAGUGGCUGAAAGUGGCUCUCCAUGACCUCCCAGAAAACCUGAGAAACAUCAAAUUUGAAUUAUCGAGAAGGUUUUCCCAAAUUCUGAGAAGGCAAACAUCGCUGAAUCAUCUUUGCCAGGCAUCGCGCACGGUGAUCCACAGUGCAGACAUCACGUUCCAGAUGCUGGAGGACUGGAGGAAUGUAGACCUGAGCAGCAUCACCAAGCAGACCCUCUACACCAUGGAGGACUCUCGGGAUGAGCACCGCAGACUCAUCAUCCAGUUGUACCAGGAGUUUGACCACCUGCUGGAGGAGCAGUCGCCUAUUGAGUCUUACAUAGAGUGGCUGGACACCAUGGUGGACCGAUGUGUUGUGAAGGUGGCUGCCAAGAGACAAGGGUCCCUGAAGAAAGUCGCGCAGCAGUUCCUGCUGAUGUGGUCUUGCUUUGGCACAAGAGUGAUCCGGGACAUGACCUUGCACAGUGCUCCCAGCUUUGGGUCUUUUCACCUAAUUCAUUUGAUGUUUGAUGACUACGUGCUCUACUUACUAGAAUCUCUGCAUUGUCAGGAGCGGGCCAACGAGCUCAUGCGAGCCAUGAAGGGCGAAGGAAGCACCGCAGAAGUCCAGGAAGAGAUUAUCCUGACAGAGGCUGCCCCGCCAACCCCUUCGCCAGGCCCAUCAUUUUCUCCAGCAAAAUCUGCCACAUCUGUGGAGGUGCCACCGCCCUCCUCCCCUGUCAGCAACCCAUCCCCCGAGUACACUGGCCUUAGCACAACAGGAGCAAUGCAGUCAUAUACGUGGUCGCUAACGUAUACAGUGACGACAGCUGCUGGGUCCCCAGCCGAGAACUCCCAACAACUACCCUGUAUGAGGAGCACCCACGUGCCUUCCUCCUCUGUCACACACAGGAUACCAGUCUACUCUCACAGAGAGGAGCAUGGGUACACGGGAAGCUAUAACUACGGGAGCUAUGGCAACCAGCAUCCUCACCCAAUGCAGACUCAGUAUCCAGCCCUGCCUCAUGACACAGCCAUCUCUGGGCCCCUCCACUACUCCCCUUACCACAGGAGCUCUGCGCAGUACCCUUUCAAUAGCCCCACUUCCAGGAUGGAACCUUGCCUGAUGAGCAGUACCCCGAGGCUGCACCCUACCCCAGUCACUCCCCGGUGGCCAGAGGUGCCAACGGCCAACUCGUGCUACACGAGCCCGUCUGUGCACUCCACGAGGUAUGGAAACUCGAGUGACAUGUACACACCCCUGACCACGCGCAGGAAUUCUGAGUACGAACACAUGCAACACUUCCCUGGCUUUGCUUACAUCAACGGAGAGGCGUCCACCGGAUGGGCCAAAUGACUGCUUUCAUAGAAAUCCAUAUUUAAUAUUAAUA
This is a messenger RNA of Acomys russatus (golden spiny mouse), 3026 nucleotides long. RefSeq names its product regulatory factor X4 (gene Rfx4). The record is from RefSeq and is a predicted model, not a curated record. Gene Ontology annotation, molecular function: RNA polymerase II cis-regulatory region sequence-specific DNA binding; DNA-binding transcription factor activity, RNA polymerase II-specific. NCBI's taxonomy places the organism in Eukaryota, Metazoa, Chordata, Mammalia, Rodentia, Muridae. Gene Ontology annotation, biological process: regulation of transcription by RNA polymerase II. The coding region runs from base 785 to 2992 and encodes 735 amino acids. The transcript has 18 exons.